AUGGAAGUAUGGAAUCUGUCCUCUUGGACACCUACCUUGGAACCGAAUCUGACCACCUCCUUCAAACAAGAGCUCCAAACCUCGAGUCUCCGAGUAGCCCUACCUCCAAUAGGUGUCACCACAAACCUAUUCCCGUGGAUCUCCUGGAACCUCUGGCUAGCACGAAAUCAACUCAUCUUCGAGAGCAAGACCUUGACGCAUCAACAAGUCGUUAAUAAAGCCAUUACUUCGUACAAAGAAUGGGAAACGGCCCAAUCACUCUCCCCAAAAACGAGAGGAUCUUUACCGCAUACCCUAGCGCCCCCAAGUCUACAUGCAAACUCGAUCCUCUGCUUCACUGAUGCUGCGUGGAGAGCCGAUCAAAAAACUGUAGGUUUGGCAUGGAUCUUCAUCAACCAAGACUCCCCAGAAAUCUCCAGAGGAUCCUCCUUUCAAACAGCGGUUUCCUCACCACUUAUGGCAGAGGCCCUGGCAAUUAGAGGAGCUCUCCUCCACGCUUCAGCUUCCGACUUUAACCUGAUCUGGCUUCGCUCAGAUUCCCAAGGGCUUAUCAAAGCCAUCAACUCGAAUCUCCAAUCGAUAGAGCUAUACGGCGUUUUAUCGGAUGUCGAUUCGAUCAUCUCUUCAGCUUCUCUUUCUUUCUCGUUUUCUUUCAUUCCCCGUGACUAUAAUGGCUUGUAG
Molecule: messenger RNA, 681 nt
Organism: Brassica napus (rape)
Lineage: Eukaryota; Viridiplantae; Streptophyta; Magnoliopsida; Brassicales; Brassicaceae
Exons: 1
Coding region: 1-681 (226 amino acids)
Molecular function (GO): nucleic acid binding; RNA-DNA hybrid ribonuclease activity
Source: RefSeq, a predicted model, not a curated record